AUGCAGUUGAAGGCAGAGGGUGAGGAGGCGAAUAGAAGAUUUGAAACAAUGGUGCGACUGAUGAACGAAGAGAUUGUCCGUUUUCAGGAACAAAAAACAACAGACAUGGGGAUCGCUUUCCACGAAUUUGCCAAAGGACAGGCGCGCCUGGCAAAUAGUAUUGCAGAUGCUUGGCGAAGUCUCCUCCCCAAGCUCGAAACUUGUUCCUCUGCAUAG
Molecule: messenger RNA, 216 nt
Organism: Prunus armeniaca (apricot)
Lineage: Eukaryota; Viridiplantae; Streptophyta; Magnoliopsida; Rosales; Rosaceae
Source: the annotation of a GenBank genome assembly